AAACUCGCCGCCCUGUUCGGGGCUACUAUGUGGGAAUAUAGCCUACUGGUCGCGAAGAGAAAAGGAUACCAUAUCCACUGAACCUGCUAUUUCAGCUCGCGGUUGAGCGCGCGGAAGAAACGAGGUUCAUACGCGGCAGCGAACAGUUGGGAAAGGCGAAUAUUUUAUGCAUACCUUCCUUCCAGCCGUUAUCUUUCAGCUCCGUGGUAGAGUUAUGAAGUGACAUAACUGACACACUGUGUCAUUUGAAGGAAAGACAGUCUAUUCAUAGGCUAUCUACCGGUGGAUGCACGGACCCUGUGGCUGCAGUCCUGAAAUUCCUUAGUAAGCUGGCAGGUGAGGGCCAGCUGAGUGGUCAUGGCUGAGGCAGGCCAGCCGGAGAGCAGCGGCAGCAGCAGCCUGCAGAGGAAGAAGCCGCCCUGGCUCAAGCUGGACAUCCCCAACACGCAGCUCUCCCUGGACGAGGCCCCGGCCUUCGUGCAGCCGGUGAAGAGAGGGGCUUUCUUGCGAAGUGCUAGCAUGCCAGCGGAACACACGCACCAUGGUUACCCAAGUUACGAACCCACUGACCCCAGAAGACCUCCGCUGCAACGCCAACCCUCAAUUACACAGACCAUCAAGAGUGAGAAAAGGGUUCGCUUUGAGCGGGUCAACACCGUGCCCGUCAAAGGCCAGCGGGCAAUCCGCUACCCGACACGGAGACGCCAGUCCCUGCCCAAAAUCGUCCUCAGGGGCACGGCCGACUGGUUCGGGGUCAGCAAGGACGGCGACGCCACGCAGCGAUGGCAGCGGAAGAGCCUGCGCCACUGCAGCCUGCGCUACGGGAAGCUGAAGCCGGCGGUGAUCCGUGAGAUGGACCUGUCCAGCCAGGACAACCUGUCCAUGACCAGCACCGAGACGCCCCCGCCACUCUACGUGCCCGCCGCCCAGCAUGGCAUGCAGAAGAUCGUUGACCCGCUGGCGCGCGGCCGGGCCUUCCGCAUGGUGGAGGAGGUGGACGGCUUCAGCGUCCCGCACACGCCCAUCACCCCCGGCGCCGCCUCGCUCUGCUCCUUCGCCAGCUCCCGCUCCGGCUUCGGCCGGCCCGCGCGACGACGCAAACGCGAGUCCGUCGCCAAGAUGAGCUUCCGCGCCGCCGCCGCCCUGGUCAAGGGUCGCUCCCUGCGCGAGGGCACCCACCGCCGGACACACCGCCGCAGCUUCACCCCCGCCAGCUUCAUGGAGGAGGACACGGUGGAUUUCCCCGACGAGCUGGACACCUCCUUCUUCACGCGGGACGGCUUUAUGCACGGAGAGGAGAUGUCCACCUACGCUGACGAGGUGUUUGAGACGCCGUCGGAGGCGGCCAUUAAGGAGGCGGAGGCCAGUCAGGUGGAGGAGAGCGAGCUGACCGGCAGCGCGCUGGACAAGAGCGAGCUGGAGAGGAGCCACCUCAUGAUGCCUCUGGAGCGGGGCUGGCGUAAGGGGAAGGAGGGCCCGCUGGUCCAGCCCAAGGUGCGCUUACGGCAGGAGGUGGUGAGCCUGAGCGGGCAGCAGAAGCGGGGCCACCGCAUCGCCGUGCCCGUCCAGAAGCUGUUCGCCCGCGAGAAGCGCCCCUACGGCCUGGGCAUGGUGGGCAGGCUCACCAACCGCACCUACCGCAAGCGCAUCGACAGCUACGUCAAGAGGCAGAUCGAGGACAUGGAUGACCACAGGCCCUUCUUCACCUACUGGAUCACGUUUGUCCACCUGCUCAUCACCAUCCUGUCGGUGUGCAUCUACGGCAUCGCCCCCGUCGGCUUCUCACAACACGAGACCGUGGACUCGGUGCUAAGAAACAAAGGAGUUUAUGAGAAUGUCAAGUUUGUACAACAAGAGAACUUCUGGGUUGGACCCAGCUCAGAGAAACUGAUCCACCUGGGGGCCAAGUUCUCGCCCUGCAUGCGGCGGGACCAGCAGGUGCACGAGCUGAUCCAGGAGAAGAGGGAGCAGGAGCGCCACUCGGCCUGCUGCGUCAGGAACGACCGCUCCGGCUGCCUGCAGACCUCCCACGAGGAGUGCUCAAGUACGCUGGCGGUGUGGGUAAAGUGGCCCAAUCACCCCAGUGCUCCCGUCUUGGAGGGCAAAGUGCGCCAGUAUGGCUCUGUAUGCCACCAGGACCCCAGGAUCUGUCUAGAACCAGCCUCAGUGUCUCCUCACGAUUGGCCUGAUGACAUCACUAAAUGGCCUAUCUGCACCAGGUACAACACAGGGAACCACACCAACCUGCCCCACAUCGACUGUGCCAUCACCGGCCGGCCGUGCUGCAUCGGCACCAAGGGCAGGUGUGAGAUCACCUCCAGAGAGUACUGUGACUUCAUGACCGGCUACUUCCACGAGGAGGCCACUCUCUGCUCCCAGGUGCACUGCAUGGGUGAAGUGUGUGGCCUGCUGCCGUUCCUGAACCCAGACGUCCCAGACCAGUUCUACCGCCUGUGGCUCUCCCUGUUCCUGCAUGCUGGGAUCCUGCACUGUCUGGUGUCUGUGUUCUUUCAGAUGACCAUCCUGAGGGACCUGGAGAAGCUGGCCGGUUGGCUCCGGAUCUCCAUCAUCUACAUCCUCAGCGGCAUCACGGGCAACCUGGCCAGCGCCAUCUUCCUGCCCUACAGAGCCGAGGUGGGUCCGGCGGGCUCCCAGUUUGGCAUCCUGGCGUGCCUGUUCGUGGAGCUCUUCCAGAGCUGGCAGAUCCUGGCGCGUCCGUGGCGCGCCUUCGCCAAGCUGCUGGCGGUGGUGCUGUUCCUGUUCGCCUUCGGCCUGCUGCCGUGGAUCGACAACUUUGCGCACGUCUGCGGCUUCGUGUCGGGCUUCUUCCUCUCGCUCGCCUUCCUGCCGUACAUCAGCUUCGGCCGCGCCGACAUGUACCGCAAGCGCUGCCAGAUCCUGGGCGCGCUGGCCGUCUUCACGGGCCUGCUGGCCGGCCUCGUGGUGCUCUUCUACGUCUACCCGGUCAAGUGCGAGUGGUGCGAGCUGCUCACCUGCAUCCCGCUCACCGACAAGUUCUGCGAGAAGUACGACCUCAACGCCCACCUCCACUGAGGCCUUUUUUUCCACACCUUUGGAAGGACGGGAUAGAGAACGAGAGAGAGAGAGAGAGAGAGAGAGAAAGAGAGGAGGAGAGGAAAGGAAGGAGGACAUGUGGUGGGGGGGAAGAGAAGUAUGACCUCAACGCCCACCUCCACUGAGGCCUUUUACCGGGAAGAUGGAGGGAGCUGAUGAAGAACAGAGGGAUGAGCGAAGGAGAGAGAAGAAGAAGAAUGGAGAGGGGGAGGCACAGUGAUAGUGUCACUCACCACUCCUCACAGCUAGCCUGAGUGUAUAAGCUCUAGACUAGUAUGGCCUCCAUGGCAUGUGUGUGUGUGUGUGUGUGUGUGUGUCUUUCAACUACUUUUUUUUAAUGCACUUCAUGAAACAGACCGAGUGUUGUAUGUUUUUGUUAUUUGUUUGUUGUUGUCGUUAUUGUUGUUGUUGUUGUUGUUGUUGUUGUUAUGCUAGAGUCUCAGAGAUACUGUAUGUCUUUCCCCGGGGGGAACAGACCCAGAAAACAUGCCGUUGGUGCCUUGCCAAUGAACGUACAGUUCCAAAACCAACUAUUGCCAUAUCGAGUAUGUUCUCACUAGACCUGGGCACAGCAACGUUAACCUGUAACGUGUGUGUAUGUAUGUAUGUACUGCAGCUGCAGUGUUGAUGAAUGUCUGGUAGUGUUUUAGCUACCUGCUUAUCCGCAAUGGAGAAUAUAGCAA
Molecule: messenger RNA, 3758 nt
Organism: Sardina pilchardus (European sardine)
Lineage: Eukaryota; Metazoa; Chordata; Actinopteri; Clupeiformes; Clupeidae
Gene: rhbdf1b
Product: rhomboid 5 homolog 1b (Drosophila)
Exons: 19
Coding region: 358-3054 (898 amino acids)
Biological process (GO): regulation of protein secretion; regulation of epidermal growth factor receptor signaling pathway
Cellular component (GO): endoplasmic reticulum membrane
Molecular function (GO): serine-type endopeptidase activity
Source: RefSeq, a predicted model, not a curated record